AUGGAUCUCACGCAAUCGCUCCCGUGGCUGCAAAGCCGAUUUCCAGAGCUGAUCACAUCUGCACGUAAAAUUGUAGGCUACGACGAUGCGGCUGUAUUAGUCACUGUAGCUCUUGGUACCACUGCCUAUAUUCUCCAAAACUCUGUCUGGAAUAAGCCAGAUCCCUGUGAAUAUAUGCUAUACGAGCGACCUCAAGAGAAACUUGACGGCAAGCAAUCUCAGAAAGCGACAAGGAAUAUAUCUCAAAAACUAGAAGAUGUGGGCAAAGAUGUGGUCGUUUUUUGGGGCUCACAGUCUGGCACGGCAGAGGGAUUUGCAAAUCGGUUGGCCAGAGAACUUCCUCGUCGAUUUGGAAUAAACGCCAUGGCUGCUGAUCUCUCCGACUUCGACCCUGAAACAAUCGCAUUAAUUCCGCAAACCAAGUUUGCCAUUUUCAUCAUGUCCACCUAUGGAGAAGGUGAUCCAACUGAUAACACGACGGAAUUUUGGACCUUCUUGCAUCGCACUUCCAUUAUUAGCCUCGAAGGCCUCCGUUAUUUUGCAUUCGGCCUUGGAAACAAGAAUUACAAGUAUUAUAAUCGAGUUAUCGACGUGGUGACUGAAGCUUUGGAUAAAUUUGGAGCUCAUGCCUUGCUUCCAGUUGGCCGUGCCGACGACUCCCUUGGCACGACUGAAGAAGAUUUCUUGGAAUGGAAGGAAUCUGUCUUUGCAACCUUGGCAACCGAACUGAACGUCGAAGAGGAAAACCCUGUCUUUGUGCCGACAAUUAAAGUAGUGGAAAACGACACACUUUCAAUUAUCGACCUCAACCUCGGCGAACCUUUCCAACGCGCACAUGGGAAGAAGCCCGCCGCGGUAUCCUCGCCUGUUCGACCCCUUCCUAUAAAAGCCAGCAGAGAGCUCGCCACCUCACCAGACCGACAUUGUGUGCAUAUGGAGCUUGACCUUUCAACAUUUCCUGAAAUUAAAUACAAGACAGGCGACCAUGUUGCGGUUUGGCCUAUCAACCCGGACAGUGAAGUGCAUCGUCUGAUCAAGAUUCUUGGUCUCGAGCAAAAGCAGACCGUCCCCGUUGUUCUUCUACCCCAUGUACCCGGUACCAAGAUCCAAGUACCUACGCCAACCACCAUUCUCGCACUAUUUCAAUAUUAUCUCGAAAUCUGUGCCCCGGUGUCUCGUGAAACCGUGCACUAUCUCGCUCAGUUUGCACCUACACCGAAUGCAAAGAAAAUACUUUCCCAACUUGGAAAAGACAAGAAAGCGUACUCAAGCCUUCUCCUCGUCCAACACAUUAAUUUAGGCCGAUUACUUGAAUAUAGUGUUGCGGAUGAAUGUGCAAAUUGGGAGCAGCUUCCUCUCUCUUUCGUUAUUGAAAGCCUGCGUACCAUGCAGCCACGUUAUUAUUCUAUCUCUUCUUCGUCCAUUGUGCAGCCACGCUGCUUAUCAUUAACUGCUGCUGUGUUGGACUCAUAUAUAAAUUCUGGGAACUCAAUUGAAAUAGUUCCCGGAUUAGCAACAAACUACAUCCUUGCGCUUAAAAACUCAUUAUCAGCAGGCUCUGCUCAGCUUGACACCCAUCCUGCCGGUCUCACAUAUCCUCUGAGCGGUCCUAAUGAUCAGUUGCAAUCUGGUAAAGCAUACGCACAUAUCCGGAAGUCCAAAUUCAAGCUCCCCGUUUCAACUUCGUCAAACAUUAUCAUGAUUGCUGCUGGAACUGGUAUUGCUCCAUUCCGCGGUUUUCUUCAGGAGCGCGCGUGGUUUAAGACUAUGGACCAAAAAAUCGGCAACAUGCUCCUCUUCUACGGCUGCCGACGCCCAUGUGAAGAUUAUCUCUAUUGUGACGAGUUGGAUUCUCUAAAGGAAACGCUCGGUGACAAUCUAAGCAUUAUCACUGCCUUUUCACGACAAGAACCUAAUCACAAGGUCUACGUCCAGUAUCGCAUUCGGGAAAACGCACAGCAACUCUGUAAUAUGCUGGUAGAAGGCAACACAUAUCUCUAUAUAUGUGGAUCUACGAAUAUGGCUCGGGCCGUCGCGACAGAAGUAGGAGAUGGACUGAAGGCGAAAUGUAAUUGGGGUGAUUCUGAGUUGCGUUCAUGGAUGGAAAGCCAGAAGAAACGCGGUACAUGGCAAGAGGAUGUUUGGGGAUGA
Talaromyces rugulosus is the source of this 2151-nucleotide messenger RNA. RefSeq lists its product as uncharacterized. The transcript is spliced from 2 exons. NCBI's taxonomy places the organism in Eukaryota, Fungi, Ascomycota, Eurotiomycetes, Eurotiales, Trichocomaceae. Gene Ontology annotation, molecular function: FMN binding; NADPH-hemoprotein reductase activity; flavin adenine dinucleotide binding. The record is from RefSeq and is a predicted model, not a curated record. Bases 1 to 2151 code for a protein of 716 amino acids. Gene Ontology annotation, cellular component: cytosol.